Molecule: messenger RNA, 2793 nt
Organism: Thalassophryne amazonica
Lineage: Eukaryota; Metazoa; Chordata; Actinopteri; Batrachoidiformes; Batrachoididae
Product: probable cation-transporting ATPase 13A3
Exons: 21
Coding region: 45-2498 (817 amino acids)
Biological process (GO): intracellular calcium ion homeostasis; polyamine transmembrane transport
Cellular component (GO): late endosome membrane
Molecular function (GO): ATP binding; P-type transmembrane transporter activity; ATP hydrolysis activity
Source: RefSeq, a predicted model, not a curated record
UGCUGUGUUCCUUAUUUGUCUUGUUUGGAAGUUACUCUGGUGACAUGAAGACGGGAGAGAUGAAGAUCAUUAACCAAGGCCUGCAGGACGAAAUGGAGGUGUGGGGGUACCGGCCCUGUUUGUGGAAGAUGGUCCUGGUGGGCAUUGGUACUUUGUGCUCUGGAGGUCUGCUGCUGCUGCUCCUGUACUGGCUGCCUGAGUGGGGCGUCAAAGGAACUUGCACACAGACCUCUCUGCAGGGUGCCCACACACUGCUGCUCAGGUCCACGCACAUCCAUGAACCUUCUCUUAGGCCUCCCUCCUCCUGCUUGGUUGCUCCAUCCUCAGCACCAUUUUCUACUGGCACUCUCACUGAAGAUGGUUUGGACCUGUGGGGUAUACAGAGAACAGACAACGGCAGCCUUCUGCUCCUUUACAGUUUUUGUCCUCCAGAAGCGGAGGUGGAUAAAGAGAGUCUGGUUAACUCAGCGAUCACAGCCUGCAUGGCUACUUGCCACUCACUGACGAGGAUAGAGGGCGAGCUCUCUGGAGACCCUUUGGACCUGAAGAUGUUCAGUGCCACAGGCUGGAUGCUAGAGGAGGCCACAGAGGAAGAAACUGCGCUUCAUAAUCCCGUAAUGCCCACAGUUGUGCGACCUCCAAAGCAGCUCAUCUGUGAAACCAAUCAGAACAUCACAUUAACAGAGCACAAGACCUUUGAGAUUGGUAUUGUGCAUCAGUUCCCAUUUUCCUCGGCUCUGCAGAGGAUGAGUGUGGUGGUCAGGAGGUUGGGGAAAAAACACAUGGAUGCCUACUUGAAAGGGGCGCCUGAGGUCGUGGCCAGCCUUUGCAAACAGCACACAGUUCCACACAAUUUCGCUGCCAUCCUCGAGGUUUACACCAGGCAGGGCUUCAGAGUUAUUGCCCUGGCACAUCGACAGCUGGAGUCUAACUUCUCUUGGCACAAAGUCCAGAGCCUCAGCAGGAAUGUGAUUGAGGCAAACAUGGAGUUCCUCGGCUUGAUCAUCAUGCAAAACAAAAUCAAAGUGGAAACUGCUGGGGUUCUAAAUGAUUUACGAAGAGCUAACAUCCGUACUGUGAUGGUUACAGGGGACAACAUGCUGACGGCUAUAACUGUGGCUCGAGACUGUGGGAUGGUCCGGCCACAUGACAAGGUGAUCAUAGCGGAUGCUGCUCCUCCUAAGGGUGCUCAACCUGCCAGUAUAACAUGGUGUUACACUGAAAACCCAAUUCACACCAACAAAGAUCAUCAGACGGUGGAGAUCCACCCAGAGGAAGGAGUGCAUGAUGAUCAGCUGACGGAGCGGGAGCAGAGUUAUCACUUUGUUGUGACUGGCCAAUCUUUUGCGGUCAUCUCUGAGCACUUCCCUCAGCUUGUCCAAAAGUUCAUGCUGAGAACCACUGUGUUUGCCCGUAUGGCCCCUGACCUAAAGACCCAGCUGGUACAAAUUCUACAAAACAUGGGCUACAUAGUUGGAAUGUGUGGUGAUGGUGCUAAUGAUUGUGGCGCAUUGAAGACAGCUCACUGUGGCAUUUCUCUGUCUGAGUUGGAGGCCUCUGUGGCAUCACCCUUCACCUCAUCCACCUCAAACAUCUCCUGUGUCCCUACCCUCAUCAGGGAGGGCCGAGCUGCCCUCACGACUUCUUUCUACGUCUUCAAGUUCAUGGCUCUGUACAGCAUCAUCCAGUACCUCAGCGUCAUCCAGCUGUACUCGAUCUUCAGUAAUUUGGGAGAUUUCCAGUUCCUUUUCAUUGACAUCUUCAUCAUUCUCACCAUCGUCUUUACAAUGAGUUUGAACCCUGCAUGGAAGGAGCUGGUGUGGCGCCGCCCGCCAUCCAGUCUGACUUCGGGCCCAUUGCUCUGCUCGGUUCUGAUCCAGAUCCUAACCUGCUUGGCUUUUCAGUUGGUGGGUUACUUCUUAGUACAACAGCAGAGCUGGUAUGAGAUCUGGACGCCCGAGUCAGAUGCCUGUAAUAUUUCCAGUAGUAUCACCAAUGCAAAUAGUACCAGCAAUACAACAGUUGUGGAUGAGAAAAACAUCAAGAACUAUGUGAACACCACGAUCUUCUACAUUUCCUGCUUUCAGUACUUGGCUAUGGGCGUCAUCUUCUCUAAGGGGAAACCCUUCAGACAGCCGACCUACAAGAACUGGCCCUUCAUGAUGUCCUGCAUUUUUCUGUAUAUAUUUCUCCUCGUUGUCAUGCUUCAUCCUGUUCCAGGGAUUGAUGAAUUUUUGGAGAUUGUGUGUGUUCCCAUGGAGUGGCGCAUUACAAUGGUUAUCAUUAUCAUCGCAAAUGCAGUGGUGUCUGUCAUGCUGGAGGUGGCCAAUGACCUCUGGGGUGCGCUGUGCCUCUCCUGGCUGUGCUGUCGGAGGAACAAGGCUCUGAAGGUGCGCUACAUACAGCUGGACCUGGAGCUGCAGGAUUAUGGUGACUGGCCUCCCAAACCCUCAACUGUCACCUACACUGAUGCUCAUCAGACCCAUAUUUCUCUGUGACACCAAAAUGACCACCAACCAAACUUACGACAAACAUUUAAUACAAGGAACCUCAAGCUUUUGUUUUCUUUUCAACAUGGAGACAUAUCUGAUGGCAUUUGACCAUUUGAUGGACUUUUAUAGAAUCUGACACCUUGUGGAUGCCACAGAAGGUGAGGCUUCACCAAUUGGGCUGACUGAGUCACAUUGCCAGCUUCUACUGUCCACAUAGUACCCUUCCAUUAGGAGAACUGCACCUCGGGGUAAACUGUACUGUUUUUGCCAUGCUUCUCUGCAUUUCUGGAGAUGGAUUACG